AUGUGUCAUGCGUGUAAUCUCUAUUCCUGGGCCAGACGUGCAGUUUUACAGUCGACUUACGAUAGUGAACAUACCGACCAAGAAUUUGGCAUAAAAUCUGACGAGAAUAUCAUACAUGUGUUGAACACAUUCUCCACCAUGGAUUUGAGUGAAUCGGCGAUUGAAAUGCCGGUGCAGUCAAUGUGUUUAUGUUGUCCUCUAAAUAAAUUGGUAGACAAAAAGCCGGCCAUAUGGCAUCACAAACUGUAUGUUCAGUUGCCUUCAUCUCCUCUUAGAGCCCAUUUCUUGUGUCAUUCGCUUCCCUUUCCCCUCCCUUUCCACACUUCAAAUGUGAUCGCCAGAAAGAACUGUGUGUUUGUGUUUCGCAAACAAAAGUUAUCGCAAUUUCAUAGCAAUUAUACGCGAGAAAUAGCCAUUCAUUUGCCUUCUGGAUAUGUUGUGAAUCGACAGCAACUGAAACGCUCCCAAUCAUUAAGAAGUCGGCCCAAGAAGUUGCCAAUCAUUUCGGUUUCGUGUCAAUUAUGCAAACAAACUAUUCUGGAUAAGGGAUCGCUUUGUAGAGCCAGAGUAGUUUAUAAAACUUAA
Medioppia subpectinata is the source of this 585-nucleotide messenger RNA. The record is from the annotation of a GenBank genome assembly. NCBI's taxonomy places the organism in Eukaryota, Metazoa, Arthropoda, Arachnida, Sarcoptiformes, Oppiidae.